Ictalurus furcatus (blue catfish) is the source of this 3483-nucleotide messenger RNA. RefSeq names its product adrenergic, alpha-2D-, receptor a (gene adra2da). The transcript has a single exon. The coding region runs from base 1 to 1293 and encodes 430 amino acids. The record is from RefSeq and is a predicted model, not a curated record. Gene Ontology annotation, molecular function: adrenergic receptor activity. Gene Ontology annotation, biological process: adenylate cyclase-activating adrenergic receptor signaling pathway. Gene Ontology annotation, cellular component: membrane. Lineage: Eukaryota; Metazoa; Chordata; Actinopteri; Siluriformes; Ictaluridae.
AUGGACUUAAGGGAACACAACGACACGGAGGAGUUCAACACGACUGCAGCUGCAGCGUGGCCGCACACGGAGGCCGCGGCGGGCUUCAUCAUCCUCGUGGCGUCGCUUCUCAUCCUGGUUACCAUCGUUGGGAACGCGCUGGUCAUCGUAGCCGUGCUGACAAGCCAUGCGUUGCGCGCGCCCCAAAACCUCUUUCUGGUGUCUCUGGCCUCAGCGGACAUCCUGGUGGCGGCUCUUGUCAUCCCGUUCUCACUCGCCAACGAGGUGAUGGGGUACUGGCUCUUCGGCAGCGCGUGGUGCGCGCUCUACCUGGCGCUGGACGUGCUCUUCUGUACGUCCUCCAUCGUGCACCUGUGCGCAAUCAGCCUGGACCGCUACUGGUCGGUAACCGAGGCGGUAAGCUACAACGCGAAGCGCACGCCAGCGCGCAUUAAAUCCACAAUCGCGGUGGUGUGGGCGAUCUCCGCGGUCAUCUCCUUCCCGCCGCUGGUCAUGACCGAGCACAACGAAAGAGUAUGCACCAUUAACGAGGAGCCGUGGUACAUCCUGUCGUCGGCGAUCGUGUCCUUCUUUGCGCCCGCGCUCAUCAUGAUCGCCGUCUACCGCAAGAUCUACCGCGUGGCCAAGCAGCGCGCGUCAGCCGUCUUCGCAGCUAAAAACGGUGGUCCACGGCCGCGCGCCUCACCUUCCGACACGUGCCUGGCGCGCGACACCAAACCUGAAGCGGAGAGCCCGAGCAGCCUGAGCUCCGGGAGCAACCGGCAGCAGCAUGAACGGAAAAGAAACGACGACGAAGACGACGACGAAGAGGAGCUCGACGACAUUGAUCUGGAGGAGAGCUGCGCGUGGGACGGUCAGCCGAAAAAAAGCGGCAGCGCGCGUUUCGCCAAGCGCAGGAAAGAGGAAAGUCGCACGGAGCGGACCUGCUGCCGCACCACCCCGUGGGCCUCGAAACAAUCCCGCACUGUGCCGCGCGUCUCCAGGCCGUUGAAAGUCACGAGGCCAAGCGCGAGGAAAACCAGAGCGGCGCAGAUGCGCGAGAGGCGCUUCACCUUCGUCCUCGCGGUGGUGAUGGGAGUGUUCGUGCUUUGCUGGUUCCCGUUUUUCUUCACGUACAGCCUGCAGGCGGUGUGUGGGGAACGGUGCCGCGCGCCAGAGGGCCUUUUCAAGAUCUUCUUCUGGAUCGGUUACUGUAACAGCUCCGUUAACCCCAUCAUUUAUACAAUAUUUAACCGGGACUUCCGGAAAGCGUUUAAGAAAAUCAUGUGUGCGCCUGCAACUCAGCGCGUCUGAUCAGGAGUUUUGCUGAGAACUUUGGCCUCUGGACUUCAUGGACGAGUUCAUUUAAAAACGGGGUUGCCAAAUAGUAUGGUUUAUUUCACUCCACAUCACGGCUUAAAACUCAAAAUUAGACAAAAAUAUGAUUUUGCCAAAUUAAUGCCAAGCUUUGUUGAAAUUUCAAGGUUCACCAAAUCAGGGCAGCUCUUUAGAGCGCAUAAUAAUAAUAAUAAUAAUAAUAAUAAUAAUAAUAAUAAUAAUAACUCAAAUAAAAAUAACAACAACAACAACAACAACAAUAAUAAUAAUAAUAAUAACAACAUUAAUAAAUGAAAAUAGCCCAAAUUCUAUGUUUCCACAGCACAAUGUUAUUAAAAUGAACAAAUAAACCAGUAACCUUGUAAAUCUGGCAUCGCUAUUUUAUUGAAAUGAUGUUUGUUCAUUAUAUUUGUACAUAGCCUACUUGAAAAUGUUUAUAAUGUAAGAAAAAGAAAAAGUUUAGAUGAUUAAAAUAAGCUAUGAAUGUGCCAGGUACUUCCUUGUUUGUCUUGAUGUUUUGACGUAUUUCAACAUAAUGCUCAACUGUCUGAAAUCAGUACUCAGCAUAAUGUUCUAUAGGUCAUGAAUCUGCUAAUUCUUUCAGUCUGUUAUACAAAUUAAUUAUUUUCAUUAACAAUAAAACAUGUUUGCCUUACAUUCUCACAGAGGUGAAGAAAAAAAAAGACAGUAUUAUGAACAGUACUGGAGAAUCUAAAUUAAUUUGUCUAAGUUUGUGCAGUGCCAAUUUUAAUUGCCAAUGACAGUGUUGAAUUAACACUUAAAGUGUUCCUUUGUGUGCAGCUGGGCUUAUAUAACAUUGUUAAUUACAAUGUUAAUUAGUUUAUUAAACACAAGUUCAUUUAUGAUUGUAGCUGUAAAUUUAACAUGAAGGUUUUUUUUUUUUUUCUGCAGCAUUGUGGCAUUUUGCUGUAUACCGAUUACACAAAAAGUUGCUCUAAUUAAUUUAAGGAUUGGAGCCAAACCAAGCUGAGACAUGAAACCAUAGUUUUGAUUCAUAUUUAAAUAACUGGAUUAAUUAAAUUUUGUGUUCAUUAACAAGUGGAUUGUGAUUAUGCCACGUUGUGGCACCUAAUGUUCGUCGUUAUACAUAUGUUCUGUUAUUUUGUACAUAUAAGACUGAAAAAUGAUCAGUGUUAAUAUACAAUGAAUCCAGUUACUCAAAAAAGUCAUUUACUCAGAUUGGCAUUUUGCUACAUUGACCAAAAGCUCAGUGGGGUCUCAGCUCCAAGACCCCCAAGAGUGCACAAAUUACAUUUCCUCAUUUAACCUAAGCAGAAAAUCUUGUCCUGGAGCGACACAAGACUGCACAAUCCACUGCUAUCCCUGCCAUAAUAAAUCUGAAACAACUCAUGAAGGGCUUGCUAAUUACUUAACACCUACGUGUUAAACCAGGGGGAACAUCGAACUAUGUAGGACGGGAGUUUAAUAUUUGUCCUAAAAGCACUCCUUAAGUGGUUUUAAGAGUGAGACAUUUUCUAUUAUUUUGUUUCCUGUGUUUCAGCACGAUAACUGUGAUCCUUAAAGAGUAAAAUCUCUACUUUCAUUUUUAAUAUUUAUUAUAAAAAGGUAUUUAUAUCUAUUUACCUGGUGGUCCAUAUAAGUAUCACAUUCCUUUUAUACUUUUCUCCUUGAGAUUUUGCACUUGGUUGCUCAUGUUUAGCACUUGGGUGCAAAUCCUUUGCAAUUUACGAUGCACAGACAUCACCACAAGGCACAAGGCUAAGUAUUUUAUUUUAGUGAUGCCCUGCGAGGUCUUUCUGCUUGUUUACAGGCUAUUUGCCUUUAGUCUUUUCUUGAAAUGCACUUUGGCUUGUAUACAAGUCAUGGCAUGCCACUGAAAAACUCUGGACUCCUGCAAGGUGAAGUGGCAUUGAGUUUCUGAGACAUGCCUUUGGAUUUUCUUAGUGAAGAUGCUGGAGACUUCAGAAUUCAUCCUGAUGUUUGUUUGUUUUUUUUCAUUCCAGUUUAAACCAUGUUUCGUAUAAGAGGUGGUAUAUGUUAUGAAUAAAACUCCACAUCUUUAAAAAAAGUGACAGGUUGCAUCAUCAUUUCAGUUGUUUAUUCGAUUUUGAUGCCGUAUUGGAGCUUGUUCUCAACCAUUAGUCCAUUUGAGAAGUGCAAACCAAACAUAUUGGAAGUGGUAGC